AUGUACUUCUUCUUUAUAUUGUUGUUGUACGGUGCGACAGCUCUCGACUACCCGGAGCCCACUCGAGAUUUCCUGGCUCUAAACAAAGAGCACUUCAUUAGAGUGUCACCGUACUCGGAUGUCGCAUUCUACGUCAUCAAGUUGCCAAAAGCGAAUCAACCCCUGUUCAUGUAUAUUACACCAUGUAGCUCGUCGGUACAUUGGCAGCUUAGGAUUCCGAAUCAGUUUAGUGAGUCAAAAGGAAUUUAUAUAUGGUUUAAAAAGAUCUUUGAACUUAAAAAUUAAGGUUUUAGAGUCAAAAAGUAGAGAAAAACAGGUUUCAAACAAUCGUGUUGGGACCCAAAACCUAAAAUUUUUUCGCAAAAAUUUUUUAAAAAAUUAUUUUAUCUUAUUGUAGUGUAUUUAAAAACUGAUUUUAUAAAUGCUCAGAUUGCUUUUAUACCUAAUUUAACCUAAAAUGUGUUCUAUUAUGGGUCCCACCGCAAAAACAUGAUUUUAAAAAAACCGGGCCAAAACCUUUUAAAAACACUUUCUGACUUAAAAAUACUUACCUUAAAACAAUUUUUAGUAAUGAGCCCAUACCUACCUUCCCACUCCCAGCACUUUGAUCACAUAUUACACAUGCGAAUACCUCCGUUAAUCGAAUACCACAGUGAUAUGCAACUUCACGACCACCUCAUUUUGUUAGCUGGUGAAGAGAACGAUAAACGAAUGCACUUUUAUGCAAACGCAAUUGAAGCCGAUUAUGUUGUGUUAAAUAUGACGGCCGAACGGUUUACCGCGGUACAGCUGUUUGUGAGUACGGAUCAAGAUACGAUGGAUCGGUUUUACCCAAACUUGGAAAAAAACAACAAGUUUGAGGUAAAAGUAGAAGAUGCUGGACACAUUAAAGAAGCUGUAGAGGAUAGUUACCGUAAAUAUGAUAGUAGGGAUAGCAAGUUAUUCGGUGAUAUUGACAAAGAAAUUCAAGAAAAUGACGGUUUUGGUCAGAAUGAGGCAGCAAAAACGGUUGAUAUUGACAAAACAAGCCAAAAUAAAGCAGAAAAUCAUAAUGAAGUACCAAGAAGAUACCCGAAAGUAGCUUUAGAAGAUGACAACUUGGGAUUAUUGUUGCCAAAUAUUGUAAAAAAUAAGGAAAAACCAAUAAAAACGCGGCAAAAGUUGCCUCCAAAACAUCAAAAAUCGCUUCAAAAACGGUCGAAAAUGCCAAAACCCAGUCAAAAUUUGAUGUCACAGAAUGGGCAAGAAUCAGAGAGUAAAGUUACAGUAACUUGGACACCCCCAGAUUAUGCUGUAAAAUCUCCAGAUGCUUUCAAAUAUUGUUUGUUGGUCAACGACCAUCAAAAUGAAUAUGCAAUGUGCGAACACUUUAAUGUUGACAUUGAUUACAUUCAUUGUGUACAUGGUAAUGCGUCGGACAUGACGCUGAAAACAUUGGAGUAAGUUUUGGUUUACUUAAAAUUUGAGUUUGGAUAAAAAUUUUACUAAAAAAUAAGAUUGAAAGGCUAAACUAUCAAUAUAUACCUUAUGUAUAAGAUAAGAUGAUUUCAGGCCAAACAAGAAACACUACCUAACGCUUUUCUUGAUUAAUCAAAGAACAAAAGGAAAAACAGCUUAUAUGACUCAAGAGAUUACUAUUAAAGGCAAAGUCAAAAAAGAAACUCCUUUAUUAGGACAAGAAGCACUGGUAAGCACCUAUGACAAUAUAAUACUAUGUAAACAUUUUUUAAAUAACAAUCAAUUUUAUAUAAUUUAAAAUAAAAUUUCUUUUAGGAUAUGACCCUAUUUGACUCAGCCUUGUCAUCACACACUCUACCACUACCCAAAGGGUCGUAUGUUAACCAUACCUAUAUACCUAACAAGUCAUCGGAUUCAAAUGAGGUAAGUUGAAAAAAUCAUUGCUUUUACUGUACAAAAAUACAAAAGCUAAUGUUAAAAAUACUAUUUAAGAUCUAUUUUUAUUUUUAUGUCUUCGUUUUUAGAUAGUUCUACUAAUAAACUCAUGUAAUGGGUACAUUUACACUGAAGUGCUAAGAAACGACUCUUUAAUAUACAAAUCUGCCAGUUUUAUUGGAUUUAAACGGUAAGAAGGAUAUGAAAAUUACUCUACAAGACUUUUUGCCUUACAUUUUAAAGUUUUUUAUAUUCAACGAAAUGUCACGGAAAUUAUUGGAAAAAUGAACGAAGUGUCACAAAGUUAUUGAAAUGCGGAAAACGUUAUUUUUAAUGGAACUGCUUUUAAAUAACACAAAAUAAACUUUUUAGUAGUUUUCAGCAACGAUUGACUUGUUUUUUUAAACUAGAACGAAAUGUCACAAAAGUUAUUGGAAAUCUUAAAAUCUUAUUUUCACUUUUUUUAGAUUUGUGAUCAAAACCAAUAAUACAGACGUGUUAAAAAUUAAUGUAAUAAACGACGACAAUGUGCAAAUACGAUAUUGGAUAUGGGUUUCGUAUAAUGAAGACAAUUCGCCAUUUCCAUCAUUACCUUUCGACCGAAGCAUUCGACUGGUCGAAAGGCAGUGCAUUUCGGUCAAACUGGAAUGGCUAAGGGCUAAUGAUGAUGAAAACACACGGUAUUGUGUUCAUAUCAAGGUUGGUUGUAAAUGGCAUUGUUUUGAAUUUUUUAAUUCUAAAAGUUGGUUUAAAUUCUUAAAAAAUAGGUAAAAUUUAGAAAAAUGUCGAGUUUGAUUUGUUUAAAAAUUCCUUUUUAUUUAGAUUUUGACUUUUUUAGAAAACUGAAAAUUCUCUAUUAUUUAAAUUAAGAAAAUCUAAAAUUGAUCAACUGUAAACAAAGUUAUUGCAUUUUUAUGAAAGCCACUUAAAAUUCCUGAAAAUGGUCAAAAAUUAUUUAAAAAACUCAUUUUUAAAAAUUUUUAAAUAGUUUAGAAACAUUUUUUAACUUUUCUAACCCUGCAAAGCCUGGUCUAUCAUAUAAAAAAGAAAAAUCAAAAUUUGACCAACUGUAAACAAAGUUAUUGCACUUUUUAGGAGAGCCGUAACGACUACCUGACAGAUAUUAUAAACGAGCCGUCUCAAAUGUGUUGGUCCCAAAUGCCAGCCGGUCGAAAAGUGCUGUGUGUGACACCAAAAGACGCAGAUUUAUCUGAUCUACAUACUCCUGGAUUUUUGGAUCUCCAAACUACAGUAGACUCGUUGAAGAGUGCUACUAUCUACAGGUUUGACUUGUCGGUUUUGAAAAUCGGUCAGCCUGACGCACAGCCUUUGCCGUAUCGGCCAAUCUUUGUGCGAACGUUGAAGGAUUGUUAG
Molecule: messenger RNA, 3267 nt
Organism: Bursaphelenchus okinawaensis
Lineage: Eukaryota; Metazoa; Nematoda; Chromadorea; Rhabditida; Aphelenchoididae
Source: the annotation of a GenBank genome assembly